Messenger RNA from Cataglyphis hispanica, 1436 nucleotides. RefSeq names its product prostaglandin reductase 1-like. Gene Ontology annotation, cellular component: cytoplasm. The transcript is spliced from 4 exons. Bases 181 to 1374 code for a protein of 397 amino acids. Gene Ontology annotation, molecular function: 15-oxoprostaglandin 13-reductase [NAD(P)+] activity; 2-alkenal reductase [NAD(P)H] activity. The record is from RefSeq and is a predicted model, not a curated record. Gene Ontology annotation, biological process: prostaglandin metabolic process. NCBI's taxonomy places the organism in Eukaryota, Metazoa, Arthropoda, Insecta, Hymenoptera, Formicidae.
GAUGAUAAACGCAAACAAUUUUUAAUCGUGCACAACGACUUAAUUUAAGCAACGAACAGUUUAGAGUCAGUGAAAAUUCAAGUUCCCCUUCUUAAAACGAAGGACCUAUUGUUCAUACACAAACAUAUUUUAUAUACAAGAUUUAUGAUAUAUGCGAAUACAAAAACAAAUUUAUGAGAUAUGUUUCGAGCAGUGCAACGCGUGCUAUCGUCAAGGAAUGAUCAUCGCUUUAUCGUGAUCGCCGUUUCACGUAACAUAACGUCUGAUAACAGCAAAGUCACGGCGAGAGACUCACAACAAGCAAAAAAAUUCAAUACGACGGAUAUUCUGAUUCGAAGCAAUUCGACGCGAUCAGGCGAGAUGGUUAAAGCAAAAAAAUACGUGCUAGUAAAGCAUUUCGUGAACGAUCCAAAACCCACGGAUCUACAAUUGGUGGAGGAGGAGUUGCCGCCUUUACAGAAUGAAGAAUAUCUUGUGGAAGCCGAGUAUUUUUCCGUAGAUCCGUACAUGAGACCGUACGUGCAAAGAUAUCCGGUUGGAAUUACGAUGAUCGGAAGCCAGGUCGCUAAGAUUGUGGAAUCCAGAAAUCCGAAUUAUCCAAUCGGCAAAAGAGUUGUCGGCAAUUUGGGCUGGAGAACUCAUACGAUUGUCAAUCCAAAGAUCAACGAAAAAGAUGACAUGAUGAAACAGCGACCAUACAUUUUGCCGGACAUUGACGAUCUGCCACCCUCUCUCGGUUUAGGCGUGCUGGGAAUGCCAGGCAACACAGCAUACUUCGGCUUAAUGGAAAUAUGCAAGCCAAAAUCUGGCGAGACAAUCGUCAUUAGCGGUGCGGCCGGUGCGGUCGGUUCCCAUGUAGGUCAGAUCGCCAAAAAUCUGGGGCUCACUGUUAUCGGUUUAUGCGGCUCCGACGAGAAAUGCGAAUGGCUCAAGGACUUGGGUUUUGAUGCUGCCAUUAAUUAUAAGACCGCGCAAGUCGCGGUAACUCUACGCAAACUCGCUCCACAAGGCGUAGAUUGUUAUUUCGAUAAUGUCGGCGGAGAUAUCUCUAGUAUAAUUAUAUACCAGAUGAAGCCGUUCGGUAGGAUAGCUGUAUGCGGUAGCAUCUCGACCUACAAUGCGGAUGCUUCAUCCUUACCCAAGUGCACCGUUCUCCAACCUGCGAUGGUAUACAAUCAAGUGAAGAUGGAGGGAUUUAUCGUUUCACGUUGGUUAAAUCGCUGGAACGAGGGAAUCGAACAUAAUCUGCAGUUGAUCCGCGAAGGCAAGCUCCGUUAUCACGAGACCGUGACCAAAGGUUUCCAGAAUAUGUUCGACGCUUUUGUCGGCAUGUUGCACGGCAAGAAUAUCGGGAAGGCAAUCGUCCAAGUGUAAAAUCGACGUUACGAAUACCAUCGUGUAGUGCGUCUUGUAUAAUAAAUGACAUAUCCUUGAAA